Messenger RNA from Manis javanica (Malayan pangolin), 2410 nucleotides. RefSeq names its product kelch repeat and BTB domain containing 4 (gene KBTBD4). Lineage: Eukaryota; Metazoa; Chordata; Mammalia; Pholidota; Manidae. Gene Ontology annotation, molecular function: protein binding. The record is from RefSeq and is a predicted model, not a curated record.
CUUCGGAAUGAAAGGAUGUAAGGCCCGUGAGAAACCAAAACGGGCAGAUGGGAAACUGUGAGGUGAACGGGGCCUAGCUUGGUGUGAAAGAAGCUGGAGUGAAGGCGAGGACGCUAAAGAACCAGACGGGCGAGCGGAGGACAGCUGGCAGAGAAAGAAGUUGGCUACCAUGGAAUCACCAGAGGAGCCUGGAGUAUCCAUGGAUGAGAACUACUUUGUGAACUACACUUUCAAAGACCGGUCACACUCGGGUCGUGUGGCUCAGGGCAUCAUGAAACUCUGUCUGGAGGAAGAGCUCUUUGCUGAUGUCACCAUUUCAGUGGAAGGCCGGGAGUUUCAGCUCCACCGGCUUGUCCUCUCAGCUCAGAGCUGCUUCUUCCGGUCCAUGUUCACAUCUAAUCUGAAGGAGGCCCACAACCGGGUGAUUGUGCUGCAGGAUAUCAGUGAGUCUGUUUUCCAGCUUAUGGUUCAUUAUAUAUACCACGGGACUGUAAAACUUCGAUCUGAGGAGCUACAGGAAAUUUAUGAGGUGUCAGACAUGUAUCAGCUGACAUCUCUCUUUGAGGAAUGUUCUAGGUUUUUGGCCCGCACUGUACAGAUGGGGAAUUGCCUUCAGGUAAUGUGGCUGGCCGACCGGCACAGUGAUCCUGAGCUCUACACUGCUGCCAAGCACUGUGCUAAGGCCCGCCUGGCCCAGCUGCAGAGCACAGAAGAAUUUCUCCACUUGCCCCACCAUCUACUCACUGAUAUCAUUGCCGAUGGAGUUCCAUGUUCCCAGAAUCCAACAGAGGCAAUAGAAGCCUGGAUCAAUUUCAAUAAAGAAGAAAGAGAGGCUUUUGCAGAGUCACUCAGGAGUAGCUUGAAGGAAAUUGGAGAGAACGUGCACAUUUACUUGAUCGGAAAAGAGUCAUCUCGUACCCACUCAUUGGCUGUGUCCUUACACUGUGCGGAGGAUGACUCCAUCAGUGUAAGUGGCCAAAACAGCUUGUGCCACCAGAUCACUGCAGCCUGUAAGCACGGUGGAGACUUGUACGUGGUGGGAGGGUCCAUCCCACGGCGCAUGUGGAAGUGCAACAAUGCCACUGUGGACUGGGAAUGGUGUGCACCUUUGCCCCGGGACCGGCUCCAGCAUACCUUGGUCUCUGUGCCCGGAAAAGAUGCCAUAUAUUCACUGGGUGGCAAGACACUGCAGGAUACCCUCUCCAAUGCAGUUAUCUAUUAUCGGGUAGGUGAUAACAUCUGGACAGAGACAACCCAGCUAGAGGUGGCUGUGUCAGGGGCAGCUGGUGCCAACCUCAACGGGAUCAUCUACUUAUUAGGCGGGGAGGAGAAUGAUCUGGACUUCUUUACCAAACCUUCCUGCCUCAUUCAGUGCUUUGACACAGAGACAGACAAAUGCCAUAUGAAGCCCUAUGUGUUGCCUUUCGCAGGCCGCAUGCAUGCAGCUGUGCAUAAGGAUCUGGUAUUCAUUGUGGCUGAAGGGGACUCCCUGGUGUGCUACAAUCCCCUGCUAGACAGCUUUACCCGGCUUUGCCUUCCUGAGGCCUGGAGCUCUGCCCCAUCCCUCUGGAAGAUUGCCAGCUGUAAUGGGAGCAUCUAUGUUUUUCGGGACCCAUAUAAAAAGGGGGAUGCCAACACCUACAAGCUUGACCCUGCCACUUCAGCUGUAACUGUCACCAGAGGCAUUAAGGUGCUGCUUACCAAUUUGCAGUUUGUGUUGGCCUAAGGCUACAGGGGGAAGAACAGCUCAUUUUUGCCCUCCCCUUUUCCAGGGCCUGACCAUUCAAACUCAAACUUGAAGUCCCUGGGGCCCCAAUUCACAGUACUAUGUCAGUUUUUGCCAAGAGUUAGGAAGGCAGCAAGCAUCUCCGCCCUUCCUUGAACUCACAGAGGUGAUCUGUUUGGGGUUUUCUAGACUGCUGCUGCUCACCUGGCUGCUUGAACAGAGUAAGGCCAGCCUUUUCUCAGACCUUAGGCACAGCCUCUCCUCUUUACCUGAUCAUUGUUAAAUAGCAUUCCUGAUCCCAGGACAGAAGGAAAGAUACCCAAUCUUUCUUUUUUCCUACUGCCUGCAAAGUGGCUAGUUGGUAAUUUUUUCACAGACAAUUAGAUAUUAGAGUUUUCCUUCAGGCUUUGGCUGAGAGAAUGGACUAAGUUAAAGGUGUCCUUCACCAGCAAGAGUCAACUCUAGAAUUCAAGACAUUCCAUCCAUUGUUUUCUCAUCUGUCAGGAAAUGUAUAGUUUGGUUUUAUUUUUGGCUGACUUCAAGGGGUUAACCAGAAGUUAAAAGGGUUAUUUCUGAUAGCAGAAACUUUUUUCAAACUCAAACAUACAGGUCUCUCCUCUUUUAAAAGUGCCAAGCUAAGUCAAGAGCUAGGAACUGUUCAUACAAAUAAAGUUUUUUAAGAGA